AGGCUGCCUGCAGCCCGGGCGCCCAGGGGCGGCGGCGGCCCAGCCCCAAUGCCCCGCGCACGGGCGACCGCAGGGCGGAGCCACCCCGCGAGCGCGACUGUCGCGGCGCCAGCGUGCACGGGCCCCACGCACCCACCCUCCGCACCCGUCGCGGGUCCAGAAGGGAUCCUGCAAAAAUGAGCCAUUCUCACCCCACUGGAUUACUUGCAGCAUAUAAUAGUCUUACGGAUAAACACCUGGCUGGAUAUUUUAACAAUACAAGGAUAAGGCGACAUCUCUUGAGAUCAGGGCUGAUCACAAGAAAUGGAAGAAUACUUUCUGAAAAGGAAUACAAACUAAAUAUCAUGAAGAGGGAUCACCAAAAAUAUAUCCGGGAGUGCUUAGCCCAGGCUAUUUUCCAUAAGGUUCUUGAUAUGGAGCGUUACCAUCAGCUUGAAAUUAAAAAGAAACUGGAGACAUUAGCUAGGAAGGAGCGAAUUCAGAGAUUUAAGGGAGAGCACACAGGAUGGACUAUAGGAAAUAACAUGCCAAUCCUGUCUCCCCGCCCCCCAGUUGGCCCCAAGACUAACCAUGGCCAUAGUGUUCUGGUUGAUGAAGGACAUUCCAGUCCAGUAACACUGACAGCCCCUCGACCAUACACUGCCCCAGGAAAUAUGCAGCCUCCAAUUCGAUUACAACCUCUACCCAGUAAUCCUGCAGUAGGAACUGCUCCAAAGGGCAAGAAGGCAACGAUGAAGUUCAGGAACUCCAUGGACAAUUCACAGGGAAUGAAUCGAUAUCAAUUUCCGAAGAUUAACCGUUGCAUGGUGCCUAUUCCUCCUCCACUUCCUCCCCCUAAUGGAAAAAUCACAAGGGAAAAUAGACCUGAAACAUGGAGAAGGAGAAGAGUUCGUCCAACCACUGCUCCAAAUGGCUUAGAACCUCUCUUUACCAGGGAUUCAAGAAGGAUUCACAAAACACCACUGCAUAGUAAUGCAGCUAUUACAAUGAUCUAUUUGGGGAAAAAUGUGCACCUAGCCUAUGAUCACUCAGAUUUCCGGGAUGAAAUAAAAGUUUAUCAGCAGCACUGUGGUGGGGAAAACCUGUGUGUCUAUGCAGGCAAACUACUUGAGAAAGAGACCUUUCAGUUUAUUUCCAAAAGGCACCAUGGUUUCCCCUUCAGUCUCACCUUUUUCCUGAACGGGAUACAGGUGAACAGGUUAAGUUCCUGCUGUGAAUAUAAGCAUCGAAAAGGUUCCAGACUUGGAGGCAAACGAGGCUACUUUGGGUUUGUGUGUGUCGAGAGAUCAUCUCCUUGCUACAAGUGCAUUAUUGCAAUGGGCCUUGACAAAAAAACAACUUCACCAAAACCUAGGAAGGAAAAGAGUAUUGAGAGAAAAGAGGGAUUGAUGAAGGGUGAGGGGAAACUGAGGAAGGAUAGAGAGUACCUGAUACCAAGAAAGAGAGAGAUGGAGGGGAGCAAAACCUCAGCUUCAGCCAUUUUUUCAGCUCAAGAACUACAUACAGGGAUCGGCGAAGUGAGAACUGCUGUCGAAGAAAUGGAACGUAAAGAAAAGCCAGGACAAGAAGUCUGGGAAGAUGACCAAGAAAACAUAUUUAAAUAUGAAUAUGAAGAAGAUUUCGAAGCAGAUGAGGAGAAACAAGAUGAGAAAGCUAAUGAAGGACAGGCUGAUGAUCAAAUGAAUGGAAUGCCAAAGUCACCCUCAGAUGAUGAAAAAGAUCUUUCAGACCCUGAAAAGGAGAGUGAAACCUCGUUGUGGAAGGCAUCAGAUGCUGAUGACAAUGUGAAAGAUGAGGUUGAUGGAUGCUCUGAGAAUGAAUUGGAAGAGGAUAAACAUGAUAUAAGAACUGCUUCAUCAACCUCAUCCAGAAGUCACCCAUAUUCUAGUUGCAGUGAAGAUGAAUCUGCACUGGGGGACAGGGAAGCCCACGCUGAAAACAGUCCAAAUGAAAGUGUCCGAAGUCCAUCUUCUCAGGAGUUGAGUGAAAAUGAUGAGCCAGGAAAAACCCACCUUCCAAUUGAGAAUUCUCUAGAAAUCGAAAUUGAUGACCAAGAAAUAAUAAAAGCAGAUGUGGAGACCAAGCCUCUGCCAAUAGAGGAAAACUUGGAGAAUGAUCUUGAAGAAGAAGCAGAGAAAGGAACCCGAGUGAUUGCAGAGGGCUUAUCUGAGAAGUCCAGGGAACAUGUUUCCAAGGAAGAAAAGGAAAAGAGUAAGAGUAACCUUUGGGAAGGAAGCGCUGCUAAGGUGAAGGACAAAAAGGCAGGUCCCCGUAGGGUGGAUAAAGGUGCACCGAACAGGAAUUUAGUGGUGGAGGAAAGGGCAGCACUCAGCUCAAACAAGGAAUCCAAGCAAGUUGCAUCAGAAGAGCAUACACUGGAGAAGAAAGACGCAGUGGAGGAAGAUGAAGGUCCCCAACACAGGGAUGCUGACACAGAAGAAAAAGGGGAUGCAGCGCCGUGGGGAAAAGCAGGGGUUCAUGAGGUUCCCUUGGGGCAGUGGAAGCCAACAGUAGAGCAGCCGGCAUUAGUAGGACAGUUUACAGAGGAAAGUAAUAUCCCUCAGGGCGUAGUAGGUGGGGCAGAGGCAGAAGCAGAAGGGGAUAGAAGGCCACAAAAAGAGGGGUUAGACCCCAGAGGACGAGAGGCAGCAAGAGAUUCUGGAGGUCUGAGUGAAGGCGAGGCUUUCGAGGAGCAGGCCUUGAAGCAGACGGUGCUGGAGACGGACACGGCAGCUUCCGACGGGGAGCAGGGUGAGGGGAAGGCCGUGCUUACAAGCCAGGCAGCAGCCGUGAAGUCACAGAGCGCUCAGGAGGCAGCGGCCCUGAGAGAGGCGGCGAGGCCAGAGGAGGGAGAGCCUGAGGGAGCGGCUGUGAGCGGGGCCGGGUCUGCACAGCCAGGUGUGGGGGACAGUGAGGGGGAAGCGUCCACAGACCUAGAGGACGUGGGACCCGGAGAAGACGCUACAUCCGAGAGAGAGGAGGGUUUAGAAGAGGCCAUACUGCGGGGAGAGGAGCCAGCCAGGGAGAGGGGGGCAGUUCUGGGAAGGGAAACGCCCUUGAGCUCCUCGACUUCUGUGAAGGCCCAGGCAACUCGCACGGGGGUGUUGGAGGACAGCCUCGAGGGACUUCGUAAGGACCCUGUGGAAAGGGAGGGGGCUGAGAUGGAGGCAGAGCGUAAGACGGAAGAUGAGAGGAAAGAAGUGUCACCUGAGGAAUUAGAUGCAGCGCCCGAGAGAAGGACAGCUGAGAGGCCGAAGCCACCUCUGGGGGAAACCGAAUCCGAGAGGGAAGCGGUGACAAGGACAAAGGCGCUUCAGGAUGAAGACACUUUAGAAGAAGAGCAAAAGUUGCAAGAGGAAGAGGGGGAACCCAUGAAGGAAGUAAGACCCGAGGAAGAGACACAAGCCCCCCAAAAUGACACGGAGCGUGAUACUGAGGCUGAAGCAGCCAUGAGGGCGUCUGAACUGACUGGCGACGCAGGGCCGCGAGGGGAGGCUCCACUGAGAGAGCGAGAGGAGACCAUGUCUGAAGCAUGCCCUGAAUUUGAAGAGUCCCUGGAAGACACAACGGUUUGGGGGAAAGAAGGAGGAGGAAGACUGAGAGAAGCUGGAGACACAGGGCCCAGAGGCAGAGCAGAGCUGCUCGUCGGGGAGAACGUGGCCCCCGCAGGGCAGGACGGGGGCCCGAGCCCUGCAGGAGGCGGGGUGUCAGGAGCUCCCGAAAGCGAGCCCUCGGGGAAGGCGCAGACACCCGGGGCUGCCGGCGAGGCCCGGGAGUGCGCAGCCAAAGAUCAGGCCAGCCUGAUGGGCUGGGAGGGGAGGGAUAAAGAAGGGCCUUUACAGGCGCCACAGGGAGUGGCUGUCCCAGCCAUGAUCCAAGAAGAUGCUCCCGAGGGAGACUGCACCGUGGCAGGAAAGUUGAGUGAAGAAGUGAUGGAUGAGGACCCAGAGGAGGCGGCGGAGGAAGAGUGCACUCUGGGGGUAGGGCUGAUGAAGAGCGGGGCCACCGAGGGGGACGGGGGCUUGCGGGCCGUGGCUGCAGCUGGGGAAGAUGGCCACCAAGGAGGAGGCGCGGCCGGACCAGCCGCAGAGCGGGAGGCGUCGGCAGGUUCAAAGCCAGCUGCGGGGCAAACAGAAGCACGUGAAGCCCCCUCCUUUUCAGAUGUGGCUGAGGAGGAAAGCUGGCACAGAGUGGGUGAGACACUAGGAGAAACGGCAGCUGCAGAGAAGGUGGCGGUCGAGGAAAGAGCGCUGAGCGGGGAGGAGGCGACAGUGACUUGGGAGACGGAGGCUGCGGUCGAGGCUCCAGGGGAACCUUCUGACCUGGAAGGGAGGGCCCCACUGCCAGGGCCGGCUCGGGAGGGAGGGGAAGCUAAACCCACACAGGAGGCGGAGUCCGUGGGAGAGGAGGCAGGGACGCGGAGCCCUGAGGAGGGGCAGGAGUCGGGGGCAGCUGAAGAAUUCAGAUUGGGAUUAUCCCAAGAGAGCGGGUCAGAGCCCAGGAGAGAGAGUGCACGGGACGCAGGAACACUCCCUGGAAAGCCCGAUUGCACUGGGACCCAAGAGAAGCAAGAGCAUGCAGUGCACAGAGGAAGUGAAGACCCAGAUGUUUCGCUGAACCACAGGAAGGCCUGA
Molecule: messenger RNA, 4634 nt
Organism: Balaenoptera musculus (blue whale)
Lineage: Eukaryota; Metazoa; Chordata; Mammalia; Artiodactyla; Balaenopteridae
Gene: ERICH3
Product: glutamate rich 3
Exons: 13
Coding region: 177-4634 (1485 amino acids)
Source: RefSeq, a predicted model, not a curated record